CAUAAUCUGAGUUGGUAUGGUAUAUAAAGAAAACUUGAUUGGCAACAGCGGCAUUUGCAUAUAUUUUUCUGAUAUCGUCGAGUGAGCUGUAUUUAUAGGCGGUGUUAGAAGCCGGUUGAAUAUAUAAUUCGUUCUAAACUUUAAAAUUCGAAAAAUGGCAAAAUUCUACUAUUUUAAUUUGCGUGGUCUGGGAGAGUCAUGUCGACUUCUGCUGACAUACACCGGCGAGGAGUUUGAAGACCACCGCGUCGGGAUGGAGGAAUGGCCGGAGUUAAAACCAAAAACGACGUUCGGUCAACUGCCGAUCCUGGAGGUGGAUGGCAAGCAGUACGCGCAGAGCAUCGCCAUUAGCCGCUACCUCGGCCGUAAGCACGGCCUUGCUGGCGACACCCUCGAGGAAGACCUCAUCAUCGACCAGACUGUGGACUUCCUCAAUGACAUUAGAGCUAAGGCGGCCACUGUGCAUUAUGAAAAUGACGAAGCGGCGAAAGCUAAGAAGCACGAGGAUUUUGCCAAGAACGUCUACCCCGCAAUGCUGGACAAGCUUGAUGAAAUUAUAAAGCAGAACAAUGGUCAUCUGGCACUUGGCAAGCUGACGUGGGGUGACUUUGUGUUCGCGGGCAUCUUCUUGUACCUGAAGACGAUGCUGCAGAUGCCGGACCUGGAGGAGAAGUAUCCGAGCUUCAAGAAGCUGUACGAUACCGUCUUCUCUUUCCCCAAGGUCCAGGAGUACGUCUCCAAGUUGCCUAAGCCCGUAUACAACUUCUAACAUGUUAAUUAUAUGUACCAGUGUUUUAUUUCUUUUUUUUGAAAAGUAAAAAAAUAUAUUUUCAAUAUAAUGUAUUAUUAAAGUAAGAUGAUCAGGUUUUCGUAAAGGUAUGAACCGUUGUGAGCGCGCCUUAGUUUUUGCGACUCGUUGCGCCUUACUUUUCUAGACAGUUUCGCGUCCAAAAAUAGUAUUGUAAAAGUUGAACUAUAUUAUAAGCAUAUUAAUAGACAAAAAAUAUGUUGUUACUGAGGCGCUACAAGUCGGAAAAACUAAGGCGCGGAUGUUUUAUUUUCAUAUACAUUGGAAAACAUUUAGUUAAAUGUUAAUGCAUAAAAUGAUAUUAAAUUGUUUCUUAGGUGGCCUAAGGGACAAAAAUUUCAUUUUUAACUCAUUUAUUUUAAAGCGUUAGUUAAUUUUACGUCAUAUGUCGUUUUUAUACAGAAGAACCUCGAUAAGUUAAGGUCCAAGGGAAACACAAAAUAUUUUAAGUUAUACAGGUUUUAAGUUAUCAAGAGUCUAUGUUGUAGAGGUUUUGGGCUCUGAUGGGAAGGGAACAUAUUAUUUUUUGAAGUUAUAGAGGUUUUUAAGCUACCGAGGUUUGAGUUAACGAGGUUCUACUGUAGUAUUCUCAUAUUGUAAACACCUUUUAAAGGUUUUGAUAUUGUCAGUGUCUUAAAUGUUGUAUUGUUUUAUUUUAAGUGUAAUAAAAGUAUAUUUUAAGUUGAUUUGCAGAAAAUAAGCACAAAACAUAAAUGUGUAUCCUAUAUUAAUAAACAAUUUUAUAAC
Messenger RNA from Papilio polytes (common Mormon), 1555 nucleotides. RefSeq names its product glutathione S-transferase 2-like. The record is from RefSeq and is a predicted model, not a curated record. The coding region runs from base 155 to 769 and encodes 204 amino acids. Gene Ontology annotation, biological process: glutathione metabolic process. Lineage: Eukaryota; Metazoa; Arthropoda; Insecta; Lepidoptera; Papilionidae. The transcript is spliced from 5 exons. Gene Ontology annotation, molecular function: glutathione transferase activity.